Molecule: messenger RNA, 1493 nt
Organism: Prorocentrum cordatum
Lineage: Eukaryota; Dinophyceae; Prorocentrales; Prorocentraceae
Source: the annotation of a GenBank genome assembly
CGCUCGAGCCCCGCCGCGCCGCCGCGCCCAACGAAGCUUAGAGGCCCAUCCUGACGAGUCCUCAGCAAUGCCAGCCGCAAUGAGCAAGGCCUUUGCGGCCGCCGCCCUCGUCAGCGGCUCCCGUGCUGGACAGACUGUUGUCUUUCGACGACUUCGCGGAGGCGCACGGGCGCUCCUACGAGGCCGGCACCGAUGAGUACGUGAUGCGCCGCGGGCUCUACGAGGACGCGCCUGGCGAACGCCGAGCGCCACAACGCGCAGGAGGGCAGGCUCUGGACGGCCGGGGUGAACAAGCUGUGGGAUUGGACCGAUGCGGAGCUGAAGACUCUGCGCGGCUGGGACGGCAGCAAGAUGCCAGGAGGUGCCAGCGGCCUCCGCAGCGUGCAGCCCCACCAGAACGCCUUCCUGCAGCAGCGUGGCGCUGACCUGCCGAAGGAGAAGGUCUGGGGCGAGCUCGCCAUGGCCCAGCGCAUCAAGAACCAGCGGACUGCGGCAGCUGCUGGGCCAUCGCCGUCUCCUCGGUGCUCGAGGCACACGUGCAAAUCUACACGGGCAAGGCGCGGACUUUCUCUGCGCAGCAGAUCGUGGAGAGUGCACGCCGAACCCGAAGCACUGCGGCGGCGACGGGGGCUGCCAGGGCGCCACGGCGGAGCUCGGCAUGGAGUGGGUCCUCAAGAACGGCUGCGCGGAGGAGUCCGAGGUGCCCUACACGGGACGCAGCGUGCCAGGGCGGCAGCGCCACCGCCGACAUGGCGAGGGCUCUCGUCGCGGGCGGCGGCACCUCGUUCUUGGACGGCGCCGACGCCGCGGCCAUGGGCGGCGGGGCCUUCGGUAUGACAGGCUGGGAGACGCUCCCAAAGAACCAGUACGAGCCCCUGGCCCGCGCUCUCGCGGAGAAGGGCCCCGUCGCGGUAUCAGUCGCCGCGGACAAGGAGGUGGUUCGACUACGAGUCCGGCAUCUUCAACGGCUGCGGCAAGGAGACGCAGUCAUCGACCAUGCGGUCACUGCGAUCGGAUACGGCGAGCAGGACGACGGGCACAAGUACUGGCUGAUCCAGAACAGCUGGGGCGCCGACUGGGGCGAGGGCGGCCACAUCCGUCUGGAAAGGCAUGACCAGGACACGUACUGCGGCAUGAACAACGACCCGCAGAAGGGUGUCGCCUGCCAGGGCGAGACCGACCCGGUGCCCGUGUGCGGCAUGUGCGGCGUCCUCUUCGACUCCGUGGUGCCCCACUUCCGCAGCGGCGGCGGCGGGCAGUGAGACCGCGGCCCGGACCGUCCCCGCCUGGCUCCUCAAGGCGCCCGUCGAGGAGGUCACAAUAGUCAUCGCGUGCCUCUUCACAACGACGACGCCGACGAUGACGUCGACGUCGUCGUCGUGCGAGCCUCCAAGACUGUACCCAUCCUUGCCGCCGCCCCGAGAUGGACGCCUGCUCCGAAUGAGUGCAGCUGCGGCCCAUCGGCGGAGCGCGCCUGCGGGGCGAUAAUCGCA